This is a messenger RNA of Benincasa hispida (wax gourd), 857 nucleotides long. RefSeq lists its product as uncharacterized. The record is from RefSeq and is a predicted model, not a curated record. NCBI's taxonomy places the organism in Eukaryota, Viridiplantae, Streptophyta, Magnoliopsida, Cucurbitales, Cucurbitaceae.
GAAACACCCACAUGAAUAGCAAAUUUCACUUCGGGCUCCAUCUUCUUCAUCAGCAAUCAAUCGAUCAAUCAAAUCGUUAGCCGCCAUGAGCAAUCUGAUUCAAGAAUCUUCAGAACCUCAAAACCCAGAAGAACCUUUCGAUCCCUUCCAUUCCCGUUUCUCUACCCUCUGCCUCAACCCCUCCGCCGUCGACCCUUCACUUUGUUCUUCAUGCGCCCGCCGUCAUCCUCGCUCUGCUGCCACUCCCAUGAAACGCCCCACCCCAACGCCGCCGCAACAACACCCCUCCAAGAAUCUCUUUCUUGAUCAUCAACAACCCGAUUCCACCUUCUCCAAGAUCGAUCUCCCCAUUCCUUUUGAUCCCUCUGUUUUUCCUCUCCGCCGCUCUGUUUCCGACCCCACAGAAGCCCGGAAUUUCUCCCCUACGCCGGUCAUUCAAUCCCCGGCUAAACGUUUAUGUCUCAACUCACCACUGCCUCCCCUUCCUCUCCGGCGUACUGUCUCUGACCCAAAUCCCUCCCCUGAAAAAACUUCCGAUUCCCCAAUUAAAAUUGGGAAAGACAACCCUGAAUCAAAGAGACUUAGAAGGAUUAAAGAUCGAUUGAAGGAGAUGAAUCAAUGGUGGAAUGAAGUGAUGAGUGAAGAACAGGAUGAAAAUGAGACAAAAAAGAGUGAUUGUUUGAAGGAAGAAGAAGAAGAUGAAGAAACAGUCGGAGUGGAGAGAGUCGGUGAUUCAUUGGCGUUACAUUUGAAGUGUUCAUGUGGGAAAGGAUUCGAGAUUCUUCUUUCUGGAAGAAGCUGUUUCUACAAGCUGCUGUAGAUCGAUUCUUGUAUUCGAUUUUCUCAAGUUUUAAUGA